Hyaena hyaena (striped hyena) is the source of this 1071-nucleotide messenger RNA. RefSeq names its product SET-binding protein-like. Lineage: Eukaryota; Metazoa; Chordata; Mammalia; Carnivora; Hyaenidae. The record is from RefSeq and is a predicted model, not a curated record. The transcript is spliced from 5 exons. The coding region runs from base 226 to 1071 and encodes 281 amino acids.
GCCGGGAUCUGAGCGAGCACCGGGGCCAGCGGAGCCGGAGCCGCCGGGACAUGGUUGCAGAUCUGACCUCUUCUGAACACUUGGCCGUGUCUCCAUUCCCGGGACUCUGAACCCAGCAGCUGGACCACUUUGUCCUUGGGAUUUGGGGUGUCCUUGCUUCUCACCUUUCCCUUUCUCCCUCUUCCCUCCCACCUCCUGAGAACUCCUGAAGACUGUAGGAUUGUCAUGGAGUCCAGGGAAAUCUUAAGCAGCUCCCGGCAAAGGGGGGAUGAGUCGGAAUUCCUUCCUGUCUCCUCGGCCAAGCCCCCGACUGCUCCCGGCUGUGCAGGAGAAUCUUUGCUCUCCACUCCAGGACCUGGGAAGGGGAUCCCAGUGGGCGGAGAACGCAUGGAGCCAGAGGAGGAGGAUGAACUGGGCUCAGGGCAGGAUGUGGAUUCCAACUCAAAUGCAGACAGUGAGAAAUGGGUUGCAGGAGAUGGCCUGGAAGAACAGGAAUUUUCUAUCAAGGAGGCGAACUUUACAGAGGGGAGUCUGAAGCUGAAGAUUCAGACCACCAAGCGGGCUAAGAAACCCCCAAAGAAUCUGGAGAACUAUAUAUGCCCACCUGAGAUCAAGAUCACCAUUAAGCAGUCUGGCGACCAGAAGGUGUCCCGUGCUGGGAAAAAUAGCAAAGCCACGAAGGAGGAGGAAAGAAGCCACUCCAAAAAGAAGAUACACCACAGCAGAGCUGAGAUGUCUAAAUUCUACGUGAAUCUACAGAAUUCCGUGGACUGGCUGUGGGUGAACCUGGGCAUUGUGGCAUCUUCCCAGAGACUGACAGCCGCUUUAUCCACUGCCCACAGUCGUCUCCCCACUGAAAGACACUCAUCAGGGCACCCCAGCAGUGAGUUGGUGGUAGACAGUGAUGGCUGGCAACACAGCACAGGACUAUGGGAUAAUAGGCUCACUGUGACCGCCUGGCGUCUUUCUUCCCCUGCUUUGAAUAAAGGCCCCAGACGUGGCUGUGAUGAACAGCAGCUGCGGGUUGGAAGCGGUCAGCAGCCUCGUCCAGAUACCCGCCACAUGGUGUAA